UGUCCCUGAGUUGUAAAUGUGAUAGCCAGCGCUCGAUAAGGUUCAGAACACGGAACGUACAUGGAGGACAGACACGUCUUGUUUACCCAGCAUGCAGCAGGAGCUGUGGCUUAGGGCCAGAGCUCAGGUGCUGUCGUCCCUCUCGUCUUGUGCCAUGCGAGCAGCCUCUGACCCCCACGUCCAUCCCCUCAGAACCACGGAGGCCGGCGUGAGAAGUGGGGCGCACACUGGCAUGCCCAACGGAAUAGCGGGCGCAGGGCACACCCACGCUCACCCCCAUGGGUCCCCCAGACCAGGUCACCUCAAGUCCAGGGCGUCAGGGCAUGCACUAGCCCAUGCUAACAGUCAUCAUCACAGAGAUGCUGUUGCGGGCAGUGAUGGUCUCCCAGAGGGCUUCCGCCUCCUGCACAACCCCGUGAAGAGCUCCAGGAGCCACCAGGAGCUCCACAAGGAGCUGCUCCUCGCACACAAAAACACCGCGGCUCACAUAGCCCCGGGGGAUACCGGACCGGCGCUGGCUCAGAUCCGGCGAGAGGGCGGCAGUAUCUGUGCCAGAUCAGGGUCGACCAAGGUCCAGAUUCCUGGCACUUGA
Alosa alosa (allis shad) is the source of this 592-nucleotide messenger RNA. RefSeq lists its product as uncharacterized. Lineage: Eukaryota; Metazoa; Chordata; Actinopteri; Clupeiformes; Clupeidae. The transcript has 4 exons. The record is from RefSeq and is a predicted model, not a curated record. The coding region runs from base 92 to 592 and encodes 166 amino acids.